AUGCGCCUAAAAGAAUAUUUUUUCGACAAACCUAACUCCAAUCCGAAUCCCUUUAAACCAACUUCUGAUUUCACACCCGAUGCCAACCGCGACAAAGCCCUGGACAUGUACAUCAAGGCUGUUCAAAGGGAUGUACUUGACGCAUACAACAAUUCAUCUAACCGCAAAACUAAACCAAAUUUAACAGCAGCUGAGCAGCGCAGCCUCUCCGACUUACAGAACUGUGGCGAUAUCAUUAUCAAAAGGGCAAACAAGGGAGGUGCAAUCGUAGUGAUGAACAAAGAGGACUACCUUAACGAGGGCUUCCGACCGCUGGGCUGUAACACGUUCUAUGAGCCGCUUGACAGUGAUCCAACAAAUAAGAUAGCUGCCGAAAUCACAAAAACCCUAAAAUCCCUAAAAGCGCGUGAAAUAAUCGACUCCUGCCUAUAUGAAUUUCUAGCUCCCCACAAUCCUAAACCAGGCAGGUUCUACAUGCUACCGAAAAUCCAUAAACCAGGAAACCCAAGGCGACUUAUAGUUUCCUCAAUCGGCACCGCAACGGAGAAAAUUUCUAGCUUCGUUGACCACCUCCUUAAAGAUAUACCUCCCCGAUUACCCUCAUAUAUUAAAGACACCAACCAUUUCCUCGAAAUACUUAGCAAAUGUGAACCACCCAAUGCAAGCUUGCUUGUAACGCAAGACGUGACCUCCCUUUACACUAACAUCCCACAUGAGGAUGGCGUGCUAGCAGCGGAGGCAGCGUAUCUGAAGUACUCCGAUCGCGCGGUUGACCCAUCUGUAUUACCAGCGCUACUCAACUUGAUCCUCAAAAAUAAUAACUUCGAAUUUGACGGCCGCCAGUAUCUACAAAUAAAUGGCACAGCUAUGGGAGCUAAGAUGGCACCAACGUACGCAAAUAUUUUCAUGGGUGCACUACAGGACAAAUUUCGAGCCGUGCGCGACAAAAAACCUAGUCUAUACAAACGCUUCCUGGACGACAUAUUCAUGGUUUGGCCACAUUCCGAAGAAGAUCUCAGAGGAUUCAUUAGCGAUUUCGGCCUGGUACACCCCGCCAUCAAGUUCACCCACUCCUUCUCGGCAACGACUGUUAAUUUCCUAGAUGUAAAAGUAACCUUAACCGAGAAGAACCACUGA
This is a messenger RNA of Ornithodoros turicata, 1137 nucleotides long. RefSeq lists its product as uncharacterized. The record is from RefSeq and is a predicted model, not a curated record. Bases 1 to 1137 code for a protein of 378 amino acids. The transcript has a single exon. NCBI's taxonomy places the organism in Eukaryota, Metazoa, Arthropoda, Arachnida, Ixodida, Argasidae.